GCAGACCCGGAACAGCGCGCCAGCAUUGCCAGAUAUGGAUGAGGUGGACGCGGCACAAGCUGGGACCAGCGAGCUGCCACGACUGCAGUGGGCUGCUGCGCAGGAAGUACCUCUGUGGGACAUUAGCAAUUGUGUCCUGCAGGAGGGGCAGAUUCUCAUAUCCCCAGAGGACGAGCCAACCGUGUGGACCAGGAACCGUUUCAACAGCCUGUCCAACAACAGCAUGCAGAACCUGGUAGACAUCGACACAGAAUGUACUCCAGACCAUGUUGGCCUGCCAGGUGGUCCUCGGCCGGAGAGCCAUGGUGGUGUAAAGGCACUGAUCAAGCGACGACUACUGGAGAACAAGGCCAAGAGGAAUAGUAACACCCAACUUAACCCAAAUGCCAAAGGAUCCAGGCGGUACAGUUCUCGUGAUUCACUGUCGAUUCCAAUGGAGAGUCUGGACCUGAGUGCAGACGUCACCACAGUCAUCAGACCGGUCCACAGCUCCAUUUUGGGAGAAAAAUACUGCUUUGAGGUGAUAACUUCAGACAGCACACACUGCUUCGGCUGCUCCUCAGCGGCAGAACGUGACCGUUGGAUUGAGGACCUCCGACGAGCCGCCCAGCCCAAUAAAGACAACAUUGGGCGAACAGAAAACUCCAUGAGCCUGUGGAUAAAUGAAGCCAAGGAUCUCCCACCCAAGCGUCGUUACUACUGCGAGCUUCACCUGGAUGGCGUCCUGUUCGCUCGCUCCAGCAGCCGUGCGGUUCAAAAACCAUCGAACCACUCCGGUCUGGCCGGGGACGGUUCGACCAGUUCCUCGGGAGGGUUGGGGGCAAGUGGAGGUGCCACCGGUGGGGGUCAAAUUUUCUGGGGCGAGUUCUUCGAGUUAGACAACCUGCCCUGCGUCUCCCAGAUCACCUUGCACCUACUUCGCGAGGAAGACCCCAAGAAGAAACGCCACUCCAAAGAUGAGACCACUUUGCUUCCGAUGGGCAGCGUGGCCAUUCCUUUGGCCGACAUCCGAGGGAGGACCUAUCAGGAGAAAUGGUAUCCUAUCACUCCGUUCAAGGCCUCCAGCACAGCGGGGAACAAAGAGCUGCUGGGAACCCAGAUGUCACUUCGCAUUAAAGCCCGUUUCCAGAACAUGAAGGUGCUGCCCAUGGAGAAAUACAAGGAGUUUGCCGAGUACGUGAUGGUGGAUUAUGUCGAAAUGUGCCGUAAUCUGGAGCCACUCCUGAACGUCAAAGAGAAGGAAGAGCUGGCAGGAGCUCUGGUCCAUGUUCUACAGAGUAUCGGGAAAGCCAAGGAGUUCCUCAUUGAUUUGGGUGGUGCCGAGGUGGAACGCCUGGGAGAGAAGGAAGCGCUCAUCUUCAGAGAGAACACGCUGGCCACCAAAGCUAUAGAUGAAUAUAUGAAGCUGGUUGGCCAGAAAUACCUUAUUGACACACUAGGGGACUUCAUUACGCGUCUCUAUGCCUCCGCCGAGAACUGUGAGGUCGAUCCCCUAAAAUGUUUAUCUGCCUCAGAUUUGAACAACAACCAGAGGCACUUGAGGGAAACCUGUGAGGAGGUAGUGCAAAAGAUAGUCGACGUCCAUGGGUCUUUCCCUGAAGAGUUAAACAGAAUCUUCUCCAGCUGGGCAGAGCUGUGUGAAGACCAGGGCAGACCAGAGAUCAGCCAGCGCCUUAUCUCUGCUUCUCUCUUCCUGCGUUUCCUGUGUCCUGCCAUCCUCAGUCCGUCUCUCUUUGGUCUCACACAGGCGUACCCGGAAUCAAACACCCUGAGAACGCUAACGCUAACUGCCAAAGUCAUCCAGAAUUUGGCCAACUUUACCUUGUUUGGUGAGAAGGAAGAGUACAUGCUCUUCAUGAAUGAGUUCUUGGAGCAGCACUGGAACGGAAUGAGGACAUUCUUGCAGACAGUUUCCAGUUCAGACACUGAAGUCCCGAUGACUUCCUUUGAUGGCUACGUUGAUCUUCCUCUGCGUCUGGCUGUGCUUCAUGGUCUGCUGGUGGACAUCAUUCGCCAGAAGCAUCAGGAUACUAUUGACAGCCUGCACCCGCUGCCAUCAAUUCUGAACCAGAUCACAGAGUUUCUGGGCCCUGAGAUGCCUCGAAUCCUCAUCAACAGCAAAACAGGUCAGAUCAAGCCUGUCUACGUUCCACCGAAAGACUUGAAGAAUUACAGUCCCCACCAGUCGUCCAUGCAGCAGCUUCCAGUGGACUCGAAAGGCUUGCGAGAUGGAGAUGUUAGGACUCGGAAGAAUACACGAGAGAAAGCGCAAAUCAAAAGAACCCACAGCGCCCCCCACCGACCUACAGCCUACGCAAAACGUGCCCUAAAAAGGCAGACAAGUUCGGAAACUCUGCCCACAUCUGAACCCGAUCAAGAAACGGAGACCAGCCCCCUGGACAUCUCACAGCCAAAUACUAGCGUCAGUGUCAACCGUACGCCCGCUGCACCCGUUCCCUGGAUCAAAAACGGAAUCGGGAAAGAGCCUAGUGAGAUGAAGGCCGAGAACGAGGAGUUCAAGAUACUGGACAGGCACGAUCAGGAGCUGUCAGAGCUUCGUCUGGGAGUUGAACAGGUGACGGAGCGAGAGCUGGACAUGGCCAAGCGUCUGGAGGAUUUCAUCAUACAGAGUCAGGACCACAAUGCAAUGCUGCAGGCAGAGGUGACUGAGCUGCGCAGUAUGCUGGCUGAGAGGGAGGAGCAGCUCACCAGUGCCACCUUCAGACUUGGUGUGAUUGAAGAGGAAAGAGAAGAACAUGACAGGAACCUGAGCGUCGCACUGGCAGCAGUUGAUCGAAUGAACGUACUGGAAGAACAGUUUGCUGUUCUGAUGAAGGACCUUCAAAAACUCAACGAGGCCCACAACAGCAACAACAGCGGCCACAACAACACACAGCAUCCAGACAAGCAUCACGUCAACAAUGUCUGAAAAAUCACAGUUUUGUACAUUUUCUAAAUAUGCAGCACAUUCAGUUCACCUGGAGCUUGGACAGUUUACUAGUUAUAAGUAAGUUUAUAUCGUUCACGAUGAAUCCGUAAAUUAACAGUGACUCAGGUGAAACAAAGAUAUUAUCUUCAUUUAGGUUUUUACUGUAUCUCAGCUAAAAACGCAUUGCACUCUAAAAGCUUUCAGAAAAAUAAAAAGAGAUCAAACCCCUUUUCUUUCCUUCUUUAUCUUGCGAACAAAUAGCCGUUGUUUGCGUGUUGUAGUUUGCCCUUUUUUAUUUUUCUAACUUUUAUCAUAUAUAAAUAUGUUUCAUACAUCAAUAUACAUUGUUUUCUGUCAAAAACUCUUGUGUUCUUCUUGUCUUACAGAUGUCGUUGCAUCUUGAAUCAAAAUUAAAAUCUACAUUGGUCCA
Molecule: messenger RNA, 3359 nt
Organism: Cynoglossus semilaevis (tongue sole)
Lineage: Eukaryota; Metazoa; Chordata; Actinopteri; Pleuronectiformes; Cynoglossidae
Gene: rasal3
Product: RAS protein activator like 3
Exons: 19
Coding region: 35-2929 (964 amino acids)
Biological process (GO): regulation of GTPase activity
Source: RefSeq, a predicted model, not a curated record